AUGUAUAUGUCAUCCGAUGCAAUCGAUGCAUACAGCAUUGCGAUAUUAGCUGGUGCACCAUAUGCGCAAUUGUUAUCACAAUCAUUAAUUACAUGGCCAUUGGUAUUUAUCCUAUUUACAUUACCUGCAGCAAAUUUACUUAUCAAUUUAGGCUAUAUUUCGGGUGCUGGACCUGUAUUAACAUUUGCCCGAAUUGCACCAAUUGCUUCAGGUAUCGGUUGGGCUCUUACAUGGUUGGCUGGCGAACGAUUAUUUAUACGAUCAUUAACUGCCGCUCAAAAUUUGAUAUAUAUAUUUGCAUCGUUAAGAAGACGUUUGGAUUGGGCAAUUGAAUGUGAUCAUAGUUACAAUGAUCAUUUAUGCAUUGAAUUAUUACGGAUUAAUAUUUCACAUGGAAAAGCACAACAUCAACCGGAUAAUAAUUGGCCGGCACAACAAUUUAACAAAUAUGCAGUUCGACAAUUACCACAUUAUACCAAUUUAUCUAAUUGGGUACCAAAUGCAUGGUACUUUGAAGAUCCCAAUAAUAUGGGGAAAUUUUCGAUUGAAUUUCCCGUUUUUUCACUAAGUCUUGCACAUAUUUUAAUUUGGAUAAUAUUAUUUUUAAUUGUAAAAAAGUAUGGUACCAAUCCAGGAUGGUUUCUUGCACGAUUUUGCUUACUCUUGCCAUUAUUCUUAUAUACCAUUCUGAUUUGCGGCCUUACAAUAGUUGGAUUUUCAUUUAGCAAAACUAAUGAACGUGAAAUUGCAUCGGAAAAUGUGGAAAAAUAUCCAUUUCAAUAUUUCUCCGAAAUUCAUGGUUUCUUUCGUACCACAAUUGCUUUAAUGGAUUAUUCAUCAACGUUUACAGGCAUUUUAAUAUAUGCCUCAAGUCGGAUACAUUCGGGAAAUGCGCCAAUGAAUGCUGUCGCACUUCUUACAGCCCAAUUGUUACCACCAACGUUUCUUUACGUUUUGAGAGAUGGUUGCAAUGGUCAUUUAGCAAAUGUACAACCUGCUUACGAUAGUUAUGCGGCAACUGGAUUUAUAAUACUUUAUGUCAGUGAAAUUGAUUAA
Molecule: messenger RNA, 1056 nt
Organism: Cercopithifilaria johnstoni
Lineage: Eukaryota; Metazoa; Nematoda; Chromadorea; Rhabditida; Onchocercidae
Source: the annotation of a GenBank genome assembly